UACGUAAUACCCGGCAGUUCACAGUACCACACUGGUGACUAAAAUGUCGUUGACUUCGCAAUUUGUUGCGAAUUUGAAACGCUUUCGCCUGGUGACCUUCGAUGUGACGGACACACUUCUCCGCCUGAAUGAUCCCCUUCGGCAGUACCAGCAAACGGCAGAGGAGUUCGGGGUCACCGGAGUGGAUCGCCGUAAGUUAGAGCAAUGUUUUCGCCAGCAGUUCAAGGCAAUGAGCAGCGAACAUCCAAACUUUGGCCGUUUUUCACCGGAAAUGGAUUGGCAGCAGUGGUGGCUAAAGUUUGUUGCUCAAACUUUUAUCUGUGUUGAUCAGGGAUUGUCACACGAAAAGCUGGAGAAGAUUGGCCAUAGGUUAAUUACUCAUUUUCGUACAAGCACCUGCUGGAAUCAUGUUGAAGGCGGUCAAGAAUUGGUACAAAGCGUCCGUAAUGCCGGUAAAUGUGUGGGCAUAAUCUCCAAUUUUGAUCCUUCAUUACCGCAAGUCCUUGACACCAUGGGCUAUGCCGGAAAAUUUGAUUUCAUUUUGACUUCGUACGAGGCGGGUUUUAUGAAACCUGAUCGGCGAAUUUUUGAAAUCCCCUUGAAAAGAUUGGAUAUCCCAGCGGAUCAGGCUCUUCAUAUUGGCAACAAACUGGAUUUGGAUUACGAAGGUGCUAGGAAUUGUGGGUGGAGUGGAUUGCUGGUAAAUGAUAAUAGUAACCAGCACUCCUUUGCCAAUUUAUCUGAUCUUCUGGAGACAUUGAAAACCAAAGAAAUAAAAUGGUGAUUCACCAAAGGAAAUCGACUCAGGAAACCAUUGAUCUUUGAUUAGCUCAUGGCUGUUGUUAUUUUUAUAGAUUUCUUUACGAUUAAGAAACAGAACAGGAUGUAAAACUAGUGUUAAAUAUAUAGUCGCGAUUCUAUGUACUUUUUGGGACAUUCGAGGGAGGUUCUAGAGUCUAGACGAAUGCAAAACAAAGUUGUAUAAAAACUAACCUAUCGGAACCCUUAAUGGGUUUCAUUAUAAUAAAAAUCAAAGGAAUUCAAAGACUUUAACUUAACUCUUAUCGAAUGUGUCAAAAUGUUUUACUUAAUGUAACUUAAAUCAAAUUUUAUAUGGCCGAAAGAGCAGGUUUGUUUUGUUUAAAAUAUUUCUUAAUUAAAAACAUAAUCUUACGUAAACAAACAGUUUAAAAAUCUAAGAAAUGUAAUUGUGAUCAGCCAAAGAAAGUGAAAAAUAUAUUAUUUUUAAAACUUAUUGGAAUAAAAUGCGUAAAAAGUUAGUAAUCUAUUUCAAACUAUAGAUUCGUGAAACCUCCGCUCGAAGAUCCCUUGCUUAUAUGCCUAGUCCGUUUAAACUAUACCUGAAGACUUAUCCAGUAUCUUGAUUAAUAUAUAUAAUAUAUAUAUAUAUACACUCACGAUUCUCGCACACAUACCUAAAUACUAUAUGAACAGAUUAAAAGUAAAAGCUAGUUUGUGACCCGA
Messenger RNA from Drosophila eugracilis, 1485 nucleotides. Its product is annotated as rhythmically expressed gene 2 protein. The coding region runs from base 44 to 784 and encodes 246 amino acids. The record is from RefSeq and is a predicted model, not a curated record. Lineage: Eukaryota; Metazoa; Arthropoda; Insecta; Diptera; Drosophilidae. The transcript has a single exon.